This is a messenger RNA of Scaptodrosophila lebanonensis, 1166 nucleotides long. RefSeq names its product trimethyllysine dioxygenase, mitochondrial-like. Gene Ontology annotation, cellular component: mitochondrion. The transcript is spliced from 2 exons. The coding region runs from base 1 to 1101 and encodes 366 amino acids. Gene Ontology annotation, molecular function: trimethyllysine dioxygenase activity; iron ion binding. NCBI's taxonomy places the organism in Eukaryota, Metazoa, Arthropoda, Insecta, Diptera, Drosophilidae. Gene Ontology annotation, biological process: carnitine biosynthetic process. The record is from RefSeq and is a predicted model, not a curated record.
AUGAUUGAGUUAAGGCAUCCAGAAACGGGUAAAAUUCUAGAGGUUGAUGAGCUUUGGCUGCGGUAUCAUUGCCGCUGUGUGGAUUGUGUGGAUGCGGAUACGAAGCAGCGACGCUAUAACCUUUUCGAUCUACCAGCUACUGUAAAGGCUUCGAAACUAAGCUAUAAGUCGGAUCAACAGUUGUUGGUGGAGUGGAGCGAUGGUCAUAAAGCCAACUACGACAUCGACAACAUCUAUAACUCCCAGCUGGAUGCGCUGAUAAGCCGUCGUACGAGCUCCACAAUCCACACCCCUUGGAAUGGCAACACAAUUCUAAAGCACGAACAGAACUUACGCUUCUCUUUGUCUGCGCUGAUCAAUAACGAUGACGUGGUCAAGUCGUUGGUUACUUCUCUGGUACGCUAUGGUAUUGUCUUCAUUGAUGGAGUACCGCCCACGCCCACAAUGACAGAGAUAGCCAUACGUCGCGUAUUCCCCAUCAUGAAAACCAUUUUCGGCGAGCUCUGGACAUUUGGGGAUCGCAAGGAUCAUGCAGAUACGGCCUACACCAAGAUCCACUUGGGACCACAUACAGAUAACACAUUUUUCUGUGAUGGGGCAGGCCUGCAGGCUCUGCACUGCAUCGAGCAUGUAAAUGGGGAGGGUGGUUAUAAUUUCUUUCUGGAUGGCCUGCAUGCCGUUCAGAAACUGAAGCGCGAAAAUCCAAAGGCCUACGAGUUACUGUGCCGUGCGCCCAUUCCAGCUGAGUUCAUAGAACCGGGACAACACCAUCGUCACACGGCACCCAUUAUACAGACCGAUCCUAUUACCGGAGAGCUUGUACGGUUGCGCAUUAAUGUGUACGAUCGGACAACUUUGAACACACUACCCCAAUCGGAAAUGGCAGAGUUUUAUGCCAGCAUGCGUGCUUUGCUGAAGAUCGUCAAUGAUGGGGCUAAUCAGUGGAAGUUUAAACUAAACCCCGGCACCAUUGUAAUGUUCGAUAAUUGGCGUAUGCUGCACGGCCGAUAUGCUUAUACGGGCCAGCGAACCAUGACGGGAGCGUAUAUGCAAAGGACUGAUUUUUUGAGCAAGGCACGAGUUCUGGGCAUCAUCGAAUAGGCAGACCGAAUCGGUUAUGGCUAUUAUUAUUAAAUUUUUUAUGUUCUACAUAGAUAAAUAUUAUU